Molecule: messenger RNA, 5012 nt
Organism: Colius striatus (speckled mousebird)
Lineage: Eukaryota; Metazoa; Chordata; Aves; Coliiformes; Coliidae
Gene: AP5Z1
Product: adaptor related protein complex 5 subunit zeta 1
Exons: 17
Coding region: 72-2495 (807 amino acids)
Cellular component (GO): AP-5 adaptor complex
Source: RefSeq, a predicted model, not a curated record
GUGCCGCGGACCGCUCGCCUCGGGGCCGCUUCGGCCGCGCACCGAGGCUGGGGGACGGCGGAGCCUCGGGUAUGUUCACGGCGGCGGCUGAGAACCUCCUCCGACAGGCCAGGGCGGUCCAGGAGGAGGAGCUGCGGAGAUUCGCCUCCCGCGUCGCCGCGCUCCUGCAGGUCCCGGAGCCGGGCCCCGAGGCCGUGGACUGUCUCCAGAGGCUGCAUCUCACCCUCGCCGCCACCAAGUACCCACGCAAGCUAGAUGGCAAGUUUGUGGAACUGUUGCAGACAGUGCUGUGUUCAUCCAAGUGCUCUGAGCAGAUUCAGGUGUUAUGUGCUGCCAUCCUGAGAGAGAUGUCACCUUGCAAUGAUCUGAUCCUCUCCUGUGAUGAGAUUGAAGAUACAAAGCUCUUGAGCCUGGUGUCCUCCAUCCUUUUGGUUCAGGGAAACAAGAAGGCUGAAGUGUCUGCUGUGGGGCAACGUGUUGUAAAAGUCCUUGAAAGAAAACUGCCUGAGGGUCAGAGUGCUCGGUACCUUCUCCCUGUCCUGUCAAAUGUCAUCAGUCUUGCACCAGAAUCUCUAACUGAAGAGCAGACCAAUGUAGUCAGUAAGAAGAUGACUGACUGGCUGAGGUAUGCGAGUAUUCAGCAAGGAGUUGCUCAACCCUCUGGAGGCUUCUUCUCCAGUCCCAGAAGCAGACAGCCUGGUCGUGUCACAGAGAUGGACGGUGCCGUUGCCACAGACUUCUUCACGGUGCUCUCAGUGGGUCAGUACUACACACAGGACCAGUGGCUCAACAUGCAGGCUUUCUCCAUGCUGCGAAGUUGGCUGCUGUGCUAUGGGGGCACAGCGUCGAAGCCCCCGAGUUCAGAUGACAAAUCAGGAAUGGACAGGUCUGUUAUGUCUGUGGCCUCAACUACAUCCACAUCCAGUCGGCUGCUUCCCCCAAAGGAGCGUCUGCGGGAGAAAGCCUUUGAGUACUGCCAGCGGCUCAUUGAGCAGAGCAACCGGCGACCCCUGAAGAAAGAUGAUGGAGACCUGCAAAAAGCUUGUCUCAUCGAGGCAGUGACAAUCAUGGACAUCAUCUGCAAACAGGACUCCUCCUAUGUGUACCGUGCAGCCUCCUUCCUGAAAAUCCUGCACAGCAGAAUCUGUGGGGAUGCCACUUAUGCCAGGACACUACUGCCCAUUGCCCAGUUCUUCCUGAACCACAGCAAAGUGGCAGCUGUGGACUCCGAUGCAAUCUACAAACACUUAUUCACUGAUAUCCCAGCUCAGCUCUUCCACAAUCCAUCACUGGCCUUCGAGUUCAUCCAGUUCUGCAAAGACAACAGCCAGCUCUUCACUGAGACCUCCAGCAUAUUCAGGCAGAGCUUUCCAAAUCUCUUCAAGUUCCUGGCAUGGAACAGCCCACCCCUUAUCUCUGAGUUUGUGGACCUUCUCCCAUUUCUGCUGGAUGCAGGCACGGCCAUUGAGAUCUUCCAUUUGCUGCUUGACCUGCCCUGUUUGACAGCAGCUCUGGACAUCCAGCUGAGGUCAGCUGCUCUUCCUGCCUGCGAGAAGGCUGCCAGCGAACCAGCCUCUGCUCUGGAAGCCUUUCGCCACCCCCUCUACAGGAGCACGUUCCAGUAUCUCCUCCGCACCAAGUCUGCUCCUGAGGAUGCCCCAGAGAGGCUGAUCGUGGUUCGGCAGUUGCUGGGAUCCCUGGCCAGCAGCCCCAGGGUCGUGCAAUGUGCAGAGACUGUCCCUGUCUUACUGGAGCUGUUUUUCAGGGUGGUGGCAGAGUUUGCAGAUGGGCCAUUGAUAAACCAGCUGGUGGUGCUGCUGCUGCAGAGGAGCUACCAGCUCUACGAGAUCCCAGCGUUUAAAGAUGAUGUGUACAGGGUGCUGAGCUCGCAGCUGGUGAUGCUCUGCAGGCUGCGCCCCGCGCUCGUCGUGGAACUGUCCACAGAGAUUCUGGAGUUCGCAGGAACAAUCAGCAACAUCCAGAACAAGGAGGCCAUCUUCACCCACCUGGUCUGGGCUAUUGGGGAGUACCUGUCUGUGGCCUAUGACAAGCGCUGCACUGUGGAGCAAGUCACCAGGUUCUUUGAGACUCUGGAGGCCAUGCUGUUCGAAAUGACCCAGCUGAGACCCCUGGGCAGCACCCCCAGCUACGCACCCCGAGCCAUCAGCGUCCUCAUGGCCACCUUGACCAAGCUGGCAACUCGCAGCCAGGACUUGAUCCCCAGAGUGUCCAUGUUCCUGUCCAAGAUGAGGACGUUUGUGCAGAGCCCUGCUGUCACCUCUGUUUACCGUGAGGAGGACCUUGAGCAGCUCCUUAUCCGGGCAACAGAGCUCAUGAACCUCCUGAAGAUGCCAAGCGUGGCUCAGUUUGUCUUCACGUCACCCACAGACGUGGCCAGGACACGGUUUCAGAGAGAGGUGAACGACUCCCUCCCUUUUGCCCUGAGGAUAGUGACCCGUCUCCUAGAGCCAACUCCUGGCUUCAUGCCAGGGUGAGGCCAUGAGGUUUCUGAGAGGCUCCAGCCUCUCUUGUAACUCCUCGGGCACUGCUGACACUCAGGACUGAGAACCUGCUCUGAACUGGAAAUGGGGAACAAAUGACUGUGAACGAAACAGAAAACAGGAAUAAGUAGAGCUGAGGCUGCUCUUCUGGUCUAAGGCUCUUUGUGUUUCUGUCUCCUAGUGCCUGUUGCUUUUCUAUCUCCUAAGCUUGUCUUAUCUCUCCCUGGCCAGUAUGGACUGAAAAUCCCAGUGGAUUUGUGUGAACGUGGCAGGAGAGUGAAUGCAUCCAUUAAUACCUUGCCAGCACACCGUGUCGCUUUGGAGACAUAAUUCUUCCCUCCCCUCCUCUGGCUUGUUUCUCCCUCCCUUUUGCCCUCACUGCCCCUGGCAACGUGUGUGCUGCUUUGAUUGCCUCUGCUUGCAGCAGAUCAGCCGAACAAACACCCGUGCAAGGCAGAGAAAGCAGAAGGGACUCCAUUAAGUCUGUGGUGAGCCCUCGCUGCUACUCUGCCUUACCCUCAGAGUGAAGGUGUUGAGCUCCAAGAGACAGCUGCCAGACUCGAGCUUAGAUUGAUCAAUCCAGUUUAUUGUUGACACCAAGAGCAUUUCUUAACAUACACCAGCCCCGUGUCAAACAGGCGCCGUGCGCAUUCCGUGCCCGCGCCAGACCUUGAUCCACAUUUGAGCUGUACAGUAUUAACAAAGGGGGGAAGUCAGUCUGUGCUGCUGCUCCUCCCGGGAGAAGCAAGCCCUCGUGCACAUUAGCAAGUAGCAGGGGUUAUUUACAGUCAACACCUGACUGCCUCGUGAGCAACAUACAGCUCUGAGGCUAUGUCCCACCCAGGGGGCACCUGGAGAGUCAGGCUCAGUGGGGAGCCGGGGGUUGUGCUGGUACCACUGGAACUUGCCCAGGUGCAGCACUUACCCAGUGCUGUGUGGUGCUAACCAAGCCUCCCUCAGAGCCCUGGCUCCUGGGCAGAGGAGAGUAAGGAGUGCAUGCAGUUUGCCAUAGGGCUUUAGGCAGCCCCAUUUCCUGUCCUACAAACCUGCUGAGCUACAGGGAGGAUAAAAGACCAACACACCUACUCGGUUCAAAGUCGAGUGAAUCACCAGGAGCCCCUUGUGGCCCCGAGCCUUGGCUCAUCUGCCUGCUGCAGCAAGGGAUGCACUGCUCCCAGUUCCUGCUGGGGCAGCCCCCUGGGCCAGUUGACUUCAGCAUGGCCUAGCAGAAAAGCAAGGCACUGUUGUCUCAGCGAAGGUGCUUUGUCCAUCAUGCCCUAAAAAAGGCAUGCCAGGCUGCACUGAAAUCCAGUAAUGGAGUGUUUUCACUGCCUGGAUUAUUUUGACAUCUUCCUCCUUCUGCAAAGUGCAAGGCUAAGCAAACAAUAUUACAGCAGUGAGGCUUAAUUAAGGCCAACCUUGUUAAGCAUCCCUUUUUUAGCAUCACAAUCCUGGGAGUGCUGCUGUUGUGAGAUGCCAUGUGAGUCUCUGAGUUGCUGCCAGAGCCGAGGUCCCGCUGGUUUAAGCGCAGGGUGUGAUUCAGGGCUUUGUGGCAGGCUAUUUUCAGAGAGGUCAGCUAAAGUAGGCCUCAGUAUCUGUCUAUAUGUGGAAAUCAGGUCAGGUUUAUCCCAUUAAUGUUGCUGAGCGCAGAGGGAGGAGUGGUGGGGCAGGGGAGCACCAGCCGCAGUGUGGAGCUGCUGUCCCAGCACAUCACCGCUGCAGACCCACCCUCCAGAAGGAGCCUUUGCUGCCCAUCAUCACCCCUCAGAAUGUCAGCAGUGUGCACUCCUGAGAUGCUCUGAGCUGGCCAGGAAACACAGUGGCGGUGCCAGGUGGAGGAGAGGGCCAGGAGGCGGUGCCAAGAUGUCGUUUUUCUGCCUGGGCCAGUGAAGGGCUGGCACUGCAUGCUGCUGGGCUCACUCAGGUUCCUGGUGGCACAAACCCACCAUCCCCAGUUCGUAGGGACCAAGGGCAGGCACAGAAGCGCUAACCUGGCCAUAGCCCCUUGGAGAGGGCAACAGCUCCUGUGUGAGGAAAUUCUCUGCUGGGUCAGUCCUGGGGGCUUUCUGCUAAGGAUCAUGGUGCCAGAGCCAGGCAAUAAAUCUGCUGCAUGAGCAAGGGUAACAGUCUUUUUUCUUCAAGGGACUCUACCCAGGAGUGGCAGGGAACUGUUGGUGGUGUCAGCCCUCUGCUGUAGCUGUGUCCCACCUCAAAGCCAGGCUGGGCUAUGCAAUGGUAGCCCAGCAGCAGAAAGGUGCCUGACUUAGGGUCUGGCAUCAGGGAACCUUAACCCUAGCAAUGCAUCCUGCUUGGAAUCCUGAGUGUUUGUGCUGCCUUUACCACCCUCAGAGCUGGGCACCCUUUUCCAGCCUGAUGUGCCAGCACUUCACGUGGCCACUGCCACAGCGAAGCCCAGGCCUGCCCCACAUGCUGAUCUUUAAAUCCCAAAGGUGUUUCAAGCCUUCUGCCUGCCAGUGUGAAGGACCACGCCGGGCUGCCAGCCUGGAGGAA